Molecule: messenger RNA, 912 nt
Organism: Adineta ricciae
Lineage: Eukaryota; Metazoa; Rotifera; Eurotatoria; Adinetida; Adinetidae
Source: the annotation of a GenBank genome assembly
AUGGUCGGAUUUAAAUUGUUACUUUGCAUGAUGAUCGCUCAUUCUUAUUAUCUAACUUUUGUUCAAACUCGUAUAGUUAUCACGGUUGAUUCAUCGAGCUCUGAAGAAUCUCGUCCAACGAACGACGAAGUUAUUCAUUGUGCGGAUCGGAUACGAAAUCAAGAUGAGUCUGAUAUUGAUUGUGGCGGUCUCGAGUGUCCAAGAUGUCAAGACUUAUUGCGUUGUAAGACAUGCUAUGAUUGUAUGAGUAAUCUAUGUCAAAACAACGUAUGUGUCGGUACACCGCGAAUAGAUACAACAACCACUACGAUCGUUACGACGACUCAAUCAACUACUCCUUCACCUAUAAGUACAACUACCACUAAGCCCAUCACUACACACACGCUACCAACGAUGUUGUUCACAAACACAACUUUAACAACUACGAGAGUAAUCUCAGAAACUUCAACGACCACCUCAAUCAUUCUAGAAUCGACUACAUCCACCAGAUUAACCAAUUCAGAACCGAGCACAACAACUGCUUCAAAUACUUUAGGACCUAGUACCACUACCACUUCUAGCACUCUGGAAUGGAUCACGUCCACCACUUCGGUCGCUCCAGAGUCGAGCACUACGACUGCUUCGAGUACUACAUCUACUUCCAACGCUGCAGAGAAUAGUACCACGACUACUUCAAUCGUACCAAUUACAAAUACAACUUUAAGAACGUUAGAGCCCACCUCGACAACUUCAACCUCAAUAUCAAUGUUACCGUCGGUAAAUACGACUUUAACAACGCUGAUUGUACCAUUGGAAACACCGUCGAGGAACUCGGGUGUAACCCAUUUUAGCGCGUCGCAUAGUUUCUCUAUUGCUCUAUGCAUAUACACGACAGUUUCCGUAUGUGUGCCUUGGUUUUUCGGUCUCGUAUGA